Messenger RNA from Microthlaspi erraticum, 633 nucleotides. Lineage: Eukaryota; Viridiplantae; Streptophyta; Magnoliopsida; Brassicales; Brassicaceae. The record is from the annotation of a GenBank genome assembly.
AUGGCAAUGUCUCAUCUUCUUUCGCCAUUGCCAUCUCUCACCUUCUUCCAAACCGGAACCCUAACCGGACGUUCUUCUCUCCCUCUUAACUCUAAUACCCAAUUCCCAAAACCUAGACUUUCCAGGGAAAGAGCCGCCACAUUCGUCCUCCAAUCCAAGGGAGACGAUUCCGUCGAUGCAUCUGAUCGGAUAAUCUCAGCCGUCUGUUACUUCUACCCAUUCUUCGAUGGGAUUCAGUACGGUAAAUUCAUCAUCACGCAGUACCAACCUUUCCAGCUUCUCAUCCAGCCUUUGUUUCCCGCCAUCAAGGCCUUCAAGAGUUUCCCUUUCAAUGGCUUUCUCAUCUUCCUCACUCUCUACUUCGUCGUCGUGAGGAACCAAAACUUCAGCAGGUACGUUAGGUUCAACACAAUGCAGGCGAUUGUGCUCGAUGUGCUGCUGAUUUUCCCGGAUUUGCUUGAGAGGAGCUUCAAUCCCUCAGAUGGGUUGGGUUUGGAUGUGGUGAUGAGUUUGGACAGCACAGUGUUCCUCUUCUUGCUUGUCUCUUUGAUCUACGGAUUCUCUGCUUGCUUGUUUGGUCAGACCCCUAGGUUGCCCAUUGUUGCUGAUGCUGCUGAUAGGCAAGUCCUUUGA